AUGUUAAUCGUUAAUAGGAACAGUAACAUUAGCUUAAGGCCUGAUAAUUGUACUUUUCCUUUGUUGUUCAAGACUUGCGCUAGAUUGGUGUUGCUUUAUAUGGGCCAUGAGAUUCUUGGACAUGUUCAGAAAAUGGGUUAUGAUUGUGAUAUAUUUGUGCACAAUGCUUUGAUACAUUUAUUGGUGUCAUGUGGGGAGUUGGAUGCUGCAGGUAAAGUGUUUGGCGAAAAUUCUAUGAGGGACUUGGUUUCAUGGAAUUCCUUGAUCAAUGGGUAUGUUAAGAGUGGGAAAGUGAAGGAUGCAUUGAGGAUGUAUAAGAAAAUGGAGAGGGAGAGGGAUGUGAAUCCUGACGAGGUUACUAUGAUUGGGAUGGUUUCAGCGAGUGCUCAGUUGGAGGAUUUGAGGCUUGGGAAAGAAUUUCAUCAAUAUAUUCGAGAGAAAGGAUUGAAUAUGAGCAUCCCGCUUGCUAAUGCUCUUAUGGAUAUGAGACUUUUUUAUGAGAUGCCGGAGAAGGAUGUUGUCCCUUGGAAUGCAUCGAUAGGUGCUUAUGUCCAAGCCAAGAGUAGGAAAGAAGCGUUGUCUUUGUUUCAUGAAAUGCAAGCCAUGAAUGUUAAUCCCGAUGAGGUCCACCAAAAGAACAUGCCAAUAGAGGCAGAUGCCACUGCUUGGGAGCACUGUCUUUGCUGGUUGAGCCGGGAAACUCUUGAGCAAAAUGUGGCAAAAGGCUGGCAAGGUGAGGAAGAUGAUGAGGAAAGACCAGUAAUGUAUACAGGUCUCCUGGUCUACCGAUUGAAUUUGAGGGGAACCGAAAUGUAA
Messenger RNA from Fraxinus pennsylvanica, 816 nucleotides. Lineage: Eukaryota; Viridiplantae; Streptophyta; Magnoliopsida; Lamiales; Oleaceae. The record is from the annotation of a GenBank genome assembly.